AUGUCCUCACAACACCAACCCCAAAACUACAACUACCAGAAGAAGAGCUCCUCGGGGCAUAAUCACCUCUCUAGUCGCUCCUCCCAUUCUGCUACGCCUCCUAAGACUUCUCUGCCACCUCCUACCUCUCCUGCUACACCCCCUUCCUCUUCCUCGUCCUCCCCUGCUUCUCACAUUCCCAACUCCUGGCUGCCUGCCUCCAUUCCGUCGACCACCUUGUCUGCGCCAGACAGUAACCACCAGCAGCAGGAUGCUGCCUUGCUCCAACAGCACAUAUCUUUACACUCCCCCGCACAAACCCCACUUCCCCGCAACUCUUUUCAACCCCACAAAUCGCCUACAUCUUCUACUCCAUUGCCGGGUCUCCGCUUAGAAACAUCAAACUUAAUCGUGGCGUCCACACGAUCUAGUCACACGGGGAGAUCGCGGUCGACGUCAUUCGUCGAUUCGUUGUCCCCCGCCUCCGCGACAUCCGCUUACUCACCAGGUGGCCUCGACUGUCUGGCUAGAAUGACCCCUCUCCCCUCUCCCAUAAUUACAAGCGACUCGCCAGGUCCAUGGAAUAAAUACAGGAGCCGUUCUCUCUCGCGACACCCCUCGCAGACGUCGCGAUCAAUGCCUAGGAGCAUCAAUGGAAGCGGAGAGUCAGCUCUUGUCACCUCGACAGGCGAGUCGCUCUCGACAGCGCUCGCAGCGCAGAACCAGAGGAAGAUAUACCAAGGCUUAGGACCUACCCCACCUGGUGCCGAGUUCACAUAUAGCAACAAUGUGUCCCGCAACGGCGGCGAGUACGACCCAACUUCGUCGUCUUUGGCAGUUCCGCAUGGGCGCAACCGAGACCUCUUUAGGACUGCAUUGAGCGGUGCGAAUGCAGGUGACGAGGGAGCAGUAGCAAAUCUUGACGCAGACGCAACUGGUGGAACGCGUCUGCGACGUGAGGACUUCUUGGCGCAGCGAAGGUGGACCAUUUCAUCGGCUGAAUCGAGUCCUGCACUGAGCGGAAGUGCGACAUCAUUAUCGUCCAUCUCCAGCGUAGAUACUGCAACAGACCCCGCAGAAGCCAAUGCCCGACUUAUUAAGAAGCAAAAGCUAGAAAGUUUUGAGGCAAAGACGGUGCCGGACAAAAAAGUACAGCGAUGGCGCGGAAUAAGGUUGUUGGGGCACGGCACUUUCAGCAGAGUCAUUCUGGCAACCUCGGAAGAAUUGCCUGAGGAGGUGGAUGAAGUCAACGAGGAUGAAGAAGGGAUUACGAUAGAAAGAGAGCCUGUUUCGCUGGAUCCGAAAAAGCUUGUAGCUGUCAAGAUUGUUGAGCAUGGAGCUGCUGGCGGAGCUUCCAAGGAAAGAGUUGAAAGCUCGUUAAAACGGGAGCUGGAUAUCCUCAACAGCGUCAACCACCCAGCACUGGCCCCAUUGAUCAGACGAAUGGCUGCCGAGAUUGUCAGCGCCAUCCGAUAUCUCCAUAAAAACAACAUCGUUCAUCGCGAUGUCAAGUUAGAAAACGUCCUCAUCAACUUUUCGAGAUCAAGAUUACGUGAAAUUGCCGACGACCCAUACGGAGAACGGUACCCGAUUACUACACUCACAGACGUCGGACUAUCGCGUAGGGUUGAUUUCGAAAACGAUGACUUACUGACCACCCGUUGUGGCAGCGACGACUAUGCCAGUCCGGAGUUGAUCAUGGCGCAGCCGUAUGACGGGCGAAUGACAGACGCAUGGGCAUUGGGUGUCUUAUUGUUUGCCUUGAUGGAAGGUCGACUUCCUUUCGACCCGCUUCCAGGGUCUUCGGAGCAGAAGAUGAGAAGUAAGACGGCGCAUAGAAUCGCCAGGUGCGAGUGGAAGUGGGUGAAACUGGCACCAAAAACGAUGGAAUUACACGACUCUGGUGACUCGGGGAUUGUUUUAGACGGCCAUGGUCCUGGAUACGACGAAAGAAUGGAAGGAGGCAAGAGGAUCGUUGAAGGCUUAUUGAAGCGGGUGUCCAAGAGAUGGAAGUUGGACGCUGUAGAGAACGAAGACUGGAUCAAGGGAGCAAUAACCGUGGAUCUGAAGGACUCCUGGGAAGAAGAGGAGUUAUAA
Morchella importuna is the source of this 2076-nucleotide messenger RNA. RefSeq lists its product as uncharacterized. Gene Ontology annotation, biological process: intracellular signal transduction; protein phosphorylation; microtubule cytoskeleton organization. The coding region runs from base 1 to 2076 and encodes 691 amino acids. Gene Ontology annotation, molecular function: ATP binding; protein serine/threonine kinase activity; tau-protein kinase activity. The transcript is spliced from 3 exons. NCBI's taxonomy places the organism in Eukaryota, Fungi, Ascomycota, Pezizomycetes, Pezizales, Morchellaceae. The record is from RefSeq and is a predicted model, not a curated record. Gene Ontology annotation, cellular component: cytoplasm.